GAGUUGCUCAUCAGUCACUUCAGCCAGGUCACUCCAGGGCCACCCCCCCAUACCGUGUGGCGCUAGCAGCUAACACGGACCCCAGUCGCCGUUAGGCCCGCCUAAAUGGCCUGGCCCACACCCCGUCAGGGGGUUUGAAGCACCUCCUACGUCAGCGCCCCAAUUGAACAUCAUCCUGGCGAGGCUUCUUUCGUGUUCAAUUUUUCUUGCAACAACCUGACCCAAGCUUCCAUAUCUUUCCGACAUGCCCAGAAUAUAGCAGCUCCGUAAGACUGCCGACGAUGCCCAUUCAGCUCAUCGCGUCGCUCUUCCUCGACGGCCCGCCGCCGUGGUUCCCGGACCCGUACCGGCUGCUCAAGGUCGGCGCGGCGGUGGGCGCCGUCGCGCUGACCAAGUGGUACGCGUCCGGGCGGCGCAACCCGUCGGAGCGCAACAUGCACGGCCGCGUGGUGCUCGUGACGGGCGGCACGUCGGGCGUCGGCGCGCAGACCGCCUUCGAGCUGGCCCGCCGCGGCGCCCAGAUCGUGCUGCUGACGCGCCAGCCACCGUCGGACCCCUUCCUGGCCGACUUCGUCGGCGACCUGCGCGCCCGCUCCGGUAACCAGCUCAUCUACGCCGAGCAGGUCGACCUCGCCGACCUGCACAGCGUCCGCCAGUUCGCGACGCGCUGGAUCGACAACGCGCCGCCCCGCCGGCUGGACAUGAUCGUGCUGUGCGCCGCCACGCUGACGCCGCCCGGCCGGCCGAGGGUCGAGACGGCCGAGGGCGUCGAGAUGACGUGGAUGGUGAACUACCUGGCCAAUUUCCACCUGCUAGGCAUCCUCAGCCCGGCGAUCCGCGCGCAGCAGUUCGACCGGGACGUGAGAAUCGUGGUGCCCACCUGCUCGAGCUACAUCUCGGCGCCGAAGCUGGAUGCGGACGAAGUGAUCAGGGGCGGGGACGACAAGGACUGGACGCCGAGCAAGGCGUAUGCGCGGAGCAAGUUCGCGCUGAUGGUGUUUGCCAAGGCAUAUCAGAAGCACCUGGAUGCGCACAAGAGGCCGGACGGGCUGCCCACGAACACGCGGGUCGUGCUGGUCGACCCGGGGUAUGCGCGCACGCCGGGCAUGACGCGGUGGCUGACGCGGGGUUCGCUCUGGGGCUUGCUGCUCUACGUCUUGCUUUACCCGCUGGUAUGGGUCCUGCUGAAGAGUGCUAACUCGGCCGCGCAGUCGCUGCUCUAUGCGGCGAUGGACGGGAGUCUGGGGCGGGGAGCCGGGGGCCGGUUGAUCAAGGAGUGCAUGGAGGUGGACUGCGCACGCAGGGAUGUUGACGACGAGGAGGUGGCCAAGAAGCUGUGGGAGGAGAGCGACAAGCUGAUCGAGCGCGUCGAGAAGCAGCAGGCGGUCAAGAGGGCCAAGGCAAAGAAAGAACAGGAGAAAAGGGAUGAGGAAGCAAAGCAGGCUGCCCAGAUCGAGGAGAUUGAGGCCCUGGUCGGGGCCAUCAAGAAGGGCAAGGCCAGGGAGGCCAAGGCCAAGGAGGCCAAGGAGGCCAGAACACCGCCGAAGAAGAACGGGAAGAAAACCAAAUCUGGCGGGGAUAAUGCCAGCUCGUCGCACUGCCACCCCGUCUUCUUCACAGACAAGCUCCGCCGGCAGCCGCCGUUCCGCGUCUCGGCCAAUCCGCACCCGCACGCGAGUCCGGUCGCGCACGGCUACGUCUAUCAGGAUGCGCCGCGGGGCAGUGCGAAGUCGGCUGGGCCGCGGUUAUGA
Messenger RNA from Thermothielavioides terrestris NRRL 8126, 1751 nucleotides. RefSeq lists its product as uncharacterized. The coding region runs from base 282 to 1751 and encodes 489 amino acids. NCBI's taxonomy places the organism in Eukaryota, Fungi, Ascomycota, Sordariomycetes, Sordariales, Chaetomiaceae. The transcript is spliced from 2 exons. The record is from RefSeq and is a predicted model, not a curated record.